Molecule: messenger RNA, 933 nt
Organism: Hyaena hyaena (striped hyena)
Lineage: Eukaryota; Metazoa; Chordata; Mammalia; Carnivora; Hyaenidae
Product: olfactory receptor 2L8-like
Exons: 1
Coding region: 1-933 (310 amino acids)
Biological process (GO): G protein-coupled receptor signaling pathway
Cellular component (GO): membrane
Molecular function (GO): G protein-coupled receptor activity; olfactory receptor activity
Source: RefSeq, a predicted model, not a curated record
AUGGAAAAUAAUAACGAAACAUCUACUGAUUUCUUCUUAGUGGGAUUGUUCCCACGAUCAGGAAUUGGCCUGUUGUUCUUCAUAUUCAUUGUUCUCAUUUUCCUAAUGGCUCUUUUCGGCAACCUGUUCAUGAUCAUCCUCAUCUUCCUGGACACCCAUUUCCACACACCCAUGUACUUUCUACUUAGCCAGCUCUCCCUCAUGGACUUGAGCUACAUCUCCACCAUUUUCCCCAAGAUGGCUUCCGAUUAUCUCUUUGGAAACAAGUUUAUUUCUUUCAUUGGGUGUGGCAUUCAGAGUUUCUUCUUCAUUACUGUAGCUGGUGCAGAAGGCUUACUGUUGGCCUCUAUGGCUUAUGAUCGAUAUGUGGCUAUUUGCUUUCCUCUUCACUAUGCCAUUCAUAUGAGAAAAAGCGUAGGUGUGCUGAUGAUAACAGGAUCUUGGAUAAUGAGCUCUAUCAACUCCUGUGCCCACACUGUGUAUGUCCUUCAUAUCCCUUAUUGUCGAUCUAGGUCCAUCAACCAUUUCUUCUGUGAUGUCCUAGCUAUGUUGACUCUGGCCUGCAUGGACACCUGGGUCUAUGAGUACACAGUAUUUAUGAGCACCACUCUCUUCCUUGUGUUUCCUUUCAUUGGCAUUGCAUAUUCCUAUGGCCGGAUUCUUCAUGCCAUCUGCCGCAUGCACUCAACAGAAGGGAGGAAGAAGGCCUAUUUGACCUGUAGCACACACCUCACAGUGGUGGCUUUAUACUAUGUACCCUUUGCUUACACUUAUCUACGCUCAAAAUUGCUGAGAUCUCCAACAGAGGACAAGAUUCUGGCUGUCUUCUACACUCUUCUGACCCCAAUGCUUAACCCCAUCAUUUAUAGCCUGAGAAACAAGGAGGUGAUAGGAGGCUUGAGAAGAGUGAUUCAGAGGAUCUGCUCGGUUUAA